UUCGUACCCCUAAGGAGGCGACGGGUCGCUGGUAUAAGAAUAAAUACUGUCGAGUCUCCGUAGCUUCCAACCCUUGGUCAUAUUGCUCCGCCAUUUAUAAUCUCUGCAACGAGUACCGAGAUGUCUGCUAAGAGUCUACCAGAGAUAGUCCUUGUUCCGGGGGCAUUUGGAACAGCCGCCUGCUACGACAAGCUACUGCCGUUCCUCAAAGAAGCCGGUUUCUCAACACACCCAGGGCCAUACCCUAGCUAUAACCAUGCCAACCCAGCUGAAGCGACUUGCAUAGAUGAUAUUACCUCUCUCCGCAACAAUAUCAUCCUACCUCUGGUAGAAGAACAGCAAAGGAACGUCGUCAUCAUUGCGCAUUCGUAUGGCUGUGUCCCUGCUAACGCUGCAGCUAAGGACCUCGACAAGCAGACCCGAGAAGCGCAAGGUAAAAAGGGUAGCGUGAUUGGACUAAUAUUCAUAGCGGGCAUAAUCACUCUGGAUGGCGAAACUGCGGUUGAGGCGAUGGGCGGACUACCGCCGUACGUGCGAAUGGAAGGGGAUACGGCGUUUGUAAAAGAAGCAAUGCACUACCUGUACCACGACUGCGACCCCGCCAUGGUAUUCGAGUUAGACAAGCACCUAGCUGGCCACGCGGCUCCGGCCCUUGCUACCAAGCCCACAGCACCGGCGUGGGCGGACAGUGGCUUUGAUGGAAGAAGAGUGUACCUGCGAACGCUAAACGACCGAUGCAAGCACCUAUCGGAGCAGAACCAGUGGCUUAAGAAGACGAACGUGGAAUGGAAGGUGAUGGACUACGAAACUGGCCAUUAUCCGUUUCAUAGUCAGCCUAAAGCUGUAGCGGCACAUAUCGUGGAGUGCAUCAACGACUUCGUCUCAUUGUAGAUCAAAGAGCGGACAUUAGGGUGCUAUGGUAUCAGACGUUGAGGUUUAGUAAAUACCCCCUCACAGAACAAUUUGCAUUGUUCUCAGAGCUAGACCUUAUCUAUUACC
Messenger RNA from Daldinia decipiens, 999 nucleotides. Its product is annotated as alpha/beta-hydrolase. The transcript is spliced from 2 exons. NCBI's taxonomy places the organism in Eukaryota, Fungi, Ascomycota, Sordariomycetes, Xylariales, Hypoxylaceae. The record is from RefSeq and is a predicted model, not a curated record. The coding region runs from base 121 to 891 and encodes 256 amino acids.